Molecule: messenger RNA, 1166 nt
Organism: Ananas comosus (pineapple)
Lineage: Eukaryota; Viridiplantae; Streptophyta; Magnoliopsida; Poales; Bromeliaceae
Product: nucleolin-like
Exons: 3
Coding region: 210-938 (242 amino acids)
Source: RefSeq, a predicted model, not a curated record
CUUCCCCCUCCCAAAAAUGGCGAAGGGGCGACCGCGAAACCCUCUCGUCCCCUCCCAUCCCUCCAAAACCCUAACCCUAAUCCCUUCAAAAUCCCGUCCCCCUCCUACCCCGAUCGCCCUCCCCGUCCCCGAUCUCGAUCGCAAGCGUAGUUGUGGUAGCAGGGGUAGUUGCUCACCUCUUUCUUCGUUAGAUCGCGGAGCGCUGGGGGAUGGGGUGCGGGGCGUCGAAGCUGGAGGCGGAGGAUGAGCUCCCGCCGGGGCUGCGGCCGAUCCGGCGCAAGAUCGAGGAGGUGAAGCGGCGGCGGCGGCGGUCGAGGUACAGCAUCGUCUCCACCACCGAGCUCCUCUGCCCCGAGGACGACCGCGACGGCCCCGCUGCUGAUGCUGAGGGUUCGUCGCGGAAGGUGAAGGCCUCGGCGGUGGCGCCGGAGCCAGAGAUCCCGGAGGAGGAGGAGGUGGAGGAGGUGGUGGAGGAGAAGCCGAAGUUUGAGGCGGCGGCGGCGGCAACAGCUGCGGAGGAGAAGGAAGAGGAGGCGAGGAAGGUGGGGAAGGGUACGAGGGUUGAGGGGGCGGAGGACGAGGAAGAGGUGGAGGGGGAGAUGCUGGGGUCGCCGAGUUUUAGGUUCUACUUCGUCGACGCGGUUCGCGACUCCGACGACGACUCAGUGAAGUUGGCCGGGUUCCAGGGGAAAGAGAAACUCGAAGAAAUCAAGGAGAAGGACCAUGAAAGGGAGGAAGCCGCCGAGUCGGUUAACCCGAAUGAGCAGGAUUCAGAAUCCAAACAAGUGAAGAAGGAGAAGCCGAAGAAACUUCGGGCCCUGACGAAGGCACCAAGCGCGGUUCGUAACUUGUUUAACGUCCGUAACUGCUACAGCAACCCAUCCUCUGACACAAACAAUGUAAACCACCCUCGCCUCUUAACCGGCACUUCGGCGUAGGGAAGCUAAUGCGGCUUCUUUAGUUUCCAAAAUGUGACUGAAAGAUUGAUUUCUUGUUAUGUCUGCUCUGUAUCCUGUUUGUUUUGGUUGUCGUAUGUUGUUAAACUAAUCUAAAUUCGCGUAAGCUGCAAAUGUUGUGAGAGCAGGACCAUGGUUUAUUAGGGUUCCUCUCUUUCAAGAACUCUUGUAAUUGAAAUCCACAUAUUAUACCAUAUUCUUUGUUUCACA